CGCUGCCCGGCUUGCCCGAGCGCGCGUGCGGACUGCCCCUGCCGCGCUGCGACGUCAAGAGUGCGUGCUCGGAGGCCGCCCGCCGUGCCCUUCCAAGCAGGCGCCCCCGCAUGCGCCCGCCGGGCGCCCCAGAUGGCGCCGGGCGCGGGCCGGCGGCCGCGGGACGGCCGGCCGGCCUGCUGCGGCUGCUUCGCCUUCGGGCGGAGGGCGGCGGCAGAGGAGCGGCGCGGGCUGUCGGCCAAGGACGCGGCGGAGACCGCCCAGGACGACGGCGGUGCCGCCGCGCUGGGGAGCGCGAGCCAGGCGGACCAGAAGGUCCACAACCUGAUGCAGCGCUUCCCAGACGUGAGCCAGGAUCGGAUCCGAAGGGCCCUGGAGCUGCACGAGGGCCACGCCGGGGCGGCGUCCCAGCACCUGCGCUCCCUCCAGCGGCAGGGCGGCUCGCCCCAGCGGCACGCGGACGCGGGCCGCGGCGGCGGCUGUGGUGCACCCGCGGGCGGGCGGCGGACGAGCACCGCCGACGAGAAGG
Molecule: messenger RNA, 529 nt
Organism: Prorocentrum cordatum
Lineage: Eukaryota; Dinophyceae; Prorocentrales; Prorocentraceae
Source: the annotation of a GenBank genome assembly